Sipha flava (yellow sugarcane aphid) is the source of this 1148-nucleotide messenger RNA. RefSeq lists its product as uncharacterized. Gene Ontology annotation, molecular function: nucleic acid binding. Bases 4 to 672 code for a protein of 222 amino acids. The record is from RefSeq and is a predicted model, not a curated record. Gene Ontology annotation, biological process: DNA integration. The transcript has a single exon. Lineage: Eukaryota; Metazoa; Arthropoda; Insecta; Hemiptera; Aphididae.
UUUAUGGCUAGAAGAGGACGCUGUAAGACUAUUUAUAGUGAUAAUGGCACUAACUUUGUUGGAGCUCAAAGAGAGUUGAGUUCUUAUGUCCAGAGUGUUGGCAGCUUAAUGGCUCAGGAAGGAAUCGAAUGGCGCUUUAAUCCCCCAUCCGCGCUACAUUUCGGUGGUUUAUGGGAAAGCGCUGUAAAGAGUGCUAAACAUCAUCUGACGAGAAUGAUGGGAGAGGCAAAGCUAACCUUGAGCGAAUUAAGUACAUUACUGUGUCAAAUUGAGGCAUGUCUAAAUUCCCGUCCUAUAACCCCGAUGAGCAGUGAUCCAUCUGAUGCUGAAGCAUUAACCCCCGCUCAUUUUUUAAUUGGCAGAGCAAUGUCUCUUCCGCCGGAGCCAUGCUUAAUCAACGAGAGCCCUAGCCAGGUACGGAGGUGGAAAUAUGUACAGCUGCUAAUGCAAACAUUUUGGAGGAGGUGGCAAUCAGAGUAUUUGCCUCAAUUUCAGGUACGAGGAAAAUGGUUCUCAAGAACAUCACCCAUACAAGUCGGAAAUGUAGUAAUAAUAAAGGAUGAAGCUGCGCCACCGAUGCGAUGGAAGUUGGGAGUCGUAGUUGACUUGCAUCCGGAAAGGACGGCGAAAUUAGAGUGGUCACUCUUAGGACUGCAGCGGGAGUUCAGAUGAAAAGACCCGUCGUAAAAUUGUGUGUCCUGCCAACGGAAACCGACAGCAUGGUGGUUGAAAACAGGAAUUUUCAACGGGGGGAGAAUGUUUACGCUAUGUCCUACGUGAACGCGGCGAACGCGGUAAACGCGUUGCGGUGCGAGCGACGCGGCGAAAAAAAUUAUCAAAUAUAUAAAAAUAGAUUAGAUUGUCCAUCGUACGCGAUAAACACGGGCGACGCGAACGAAUUCAUUCGUUCGCGUUCGCCGCAAGGUUUGAAAAUCAAAUCGUUUUGUUUUUGGUCGCGCGUUGAAGCGACUAGACGUAUAUCAAAGCGGAUGUUUUAACUUUGUUUUAACUUUUUAACCAUGGUCAAUAUGGAGCUCCUUAUAUCCGAGGUACAAAAAAGAAAUGUUCUCUGGAAUAAGUUUAAUAAAAAGUAUAGGGACAGAUUGAUGUCUGAGAAAGAAUGGGAAGCUGUUGCCAGAACAGUACAU